This is a messenger RNA of Lactuca sativa (garden lettuce), 615 nucleotides long. NCBI's taxonomy places the organism in Eukaryota, Viridiplantae, Streptophyta, Magnoliopsida, Asterales, Asteraceae. The record is from RefSeq and is a predicted model, not a curated record.
AUGCCUCCCGCCUCUGACCUCCGUCCAGCCCCGCCUCAUCGUCCAACGCUUUCCAGCGACACCCAGCCGGUGGAUCCCCUCCUUUCCGACGCUUUCCAGCGAUACCCGGCCGGUGGAGUCCCUCUUCUCCGACAGAGAGCGACACCUCCGGUGUCUAGUUUCAUGAGGAGACUGCGAGUAUCACCAAGAGACUUCGGUGUUCCCUUAUCCAACACUUUUGCCAUAUCUUUUGGAGAUGUAAAACCUAAAAACGAGAUGCUCCCGGUUGAUGAUUCACUUGGAUAUGAAGCUGUUGGUGCCACAAAGAUCCCAAUAAUUUCCAGAAAUCCGAUUCAGGCACAAGAUCAUGUUUUGGCAGAGAGAAAGAGAAGAGAAAAGUUGAAUCGAAACUUUAUUUCCUUAUCUUCCCUCAUCCCUAAGCUUAAGAAGAUGGACAAGGCAUCUGUGCUUGAAGAUGCAUCUAUUUACAUAAAACAACAUCAAGAUCGGGUGAAGGAACUGGAGGGAUUAUCAGGAACAAAGAGAAAGAAUGUUCAAGAUUGUGUAUUGCAUGCGUGUAAGGUUAUCUUGGUUACGUAUGCUGAUAAUUUUUUCUCAAUGAUCCCGAUGCUUUAG